AUAGUAAUGAAAUCUCCCGACCAAGCAGCGGCACUCAUCCAGGCUCGAUGGAAGGGCUGCCAGUGCCGCGUCCGGCAGCGCCGCUACAUUAUUUCAAUCAUAAAGCUGCAAGCGCGUCAGCGAGGUCGGGCUGUGCGGCGGGAGUACGUGCCCUUCCGCGAGUUUCGACGGGAACAGCGUGCAUUUGAAGUCGAGAGCAAGGCGAGACGGGCGCGCAUAUGGCACCACCAGCAGCAGCUCCAAUACAUGGAGUCCAUCUCCCCCGUACAAUACGAUCGCCUCGUGGCGCUGCAGAAGCGGCGCAGCGCACGGCUCAUACAGCGGCGAUGGAAGGAGUACACGUUGUCCACCAACUACCAGCGCAACUUCCACCACCACCACGACUGGGACACCGACGAAGAUGAUACCAACGAUCUUAACCAGUCGUCCGAGUCCGCGCCAUCCUCAUUUUCACCUUCGAAAGACGUCGACGCCAUGACGUUCUUAGCCAAGAAACAAGAGAUCCACCAACGAAUUCGGGACGCAGUCCGGCAGUUCAGUGUGAAACAUCCAUGGAAAAUCCCUUCCACUGGCUCCACCAAAGCAGACGGCGACGCCGCCAGGCGUGCCACGUAUGAAAAACUCCAGCGUGAAACGGCAAAUUGGACCGCCAGGUUCAACGAGCAUUGCACCACGUUGCGCCAACCCAAGCGCGCCUCUGACGCCAGUGUUUUCGCCACGUUGGCGCGAUGUGACCACAGAUUGCGCACGCUUGUGGCCCCGACUCUGCUAUCAUCGCUAUCCAAUGACACUCCUUCCAUAGACGGAGCACCACCAAAACCAAGUAUUCCGCGAUUGCCGACAGACCCGACGAGGCGCGACGCAGCUGUGGCCACUCAUCGAUCCGUGAUCCAGUCCAUUGAUUUGGCGUCGAAAGCGGCGUGGAAUAUGCCAGUCGCAGGCCAUGUCUAUGACAUGCGUCAGAUCGAACUUCCACCACCUUGGGCCAUCGAAGGCCAAGACAAGAUCUGGACGUGGCCCCAUUCGUUUCGAGUGGACGUGACGACGACUUCUUCCCCCCCUCCUCGUCAGUCUGUGACUGAUGCCAACGCUGCAGUCAGUGAUGAUUCUUGUGCAGACGACGACCCCAUUCGCCAGUUUAUAACACGAUCCACAACUCCUCAUGUGAAGUCAGGAAGCAACGGCACGCUUUCAACCAACCCUUCUCCCAGUUUGGACAAACACGAGCAUGCCUUGGAUCCUGCGAUGUCGUCGCAUCUAUGGCUACACUACGCCGAAGCCAUGUCCACUCCGUCAGCGGCCAUGCUGGCCAAUGUCACCAGCGUCAUGACAACACAUCCAGCUUUGUUGGCAUAUCAACAGCCAUCGCUCAAGGCAACGGACGAUGUGUUUGGGCUGACCUUUGACGCGAUCGUCCGGUCUCAGACAGCACACCUCGUCGCCGACAUCACGAGCCAGAUCACGUUCAACACACAGCUGCGAAGUGUGCAGGACCACACGAAGAAAGCCACGUCGAUGGGAGGGGGUGACGAAGAUGUUAGUGACGUGGCAUUCGCUGGGGGCUUGGUGGAUUACGGUGGAUUGCGCCGGCAUCACAUGGCGACUCGGAUUCAACGGCGUGUGCGGGGCAACAAGGGACGUGCUGAGGCACAAGAGAUUCGAGCCACGUACUUUGUGCAAGUUAAAGGGCGCGCCGUACGCAAGGGACUGUGCGAAGAAUGCGGCGACGUGCGCGCCGUGCUAAAGUGCGACGAGUGCGAAGAGACGACACAUUUCUGUCCCCAGUGCUGGGUCCACGUCCAUAGCACAAGGCGCCGCAAAGCACAUGUUCCGUCACCACUUGUGAUUGGAGAAUCGACUGGCCAAUCGACGACGGGGCAGCACAAGGCUAGGGGUGCAUCGGCGGGGGUGGGGGGCUCGGGGGGGCUUUCGUCAUCGAAACCAUCACCCCCACAAGGACAUAUCAACUCGGAUAUGGAAGACAUGAUGGGGAAAAUGGCCAUGCAACCGCCACGAGUCUAUGUCUUGCCAGAGUCCAAUACCUUCCAACCGACAACAGAGAUGCCAGGCAGGAUCAGGAGAAACCAACGACCGAUAAAACCCCCCGAAAGAAGCAACUCGACGGUGGUCGUGGCUGCCGAUGCCAUGCUGCUUGGUCUGGUGCAGCAAGUUGCACACGAACAGGAAUCGGCAGGUCAAUAACCCCCGCAACUUCAGAAACAACCGUGUAAGAAAGAGUACUCAAUGAUAACCUAUGCG
Messenger RNA from Aphanomyces astaci, 2259 nucleotides. RefSeq lists its product as hypothetical. Gene Ontology annotation, molecular function: protein binding. The record is from RefSeq and is a predicted model, not a curated record. NCBI's taxonomy places the organism in Eukaryota, Oomycota, Saprolegniomycetes, Saprolegniales, Verrucalvaceae. Bases 7 to 2202 code for a protein of 731 amino acids. The transcript is spliced from 7 exons.